Copidosoma floridanum is the source of this 1800-nucleotide messenger RNA. It is a transcript of the gene CIAPIN1, whose product is annotated as cytokine induced apoptosis inhibitor 1. The record is from RefSeq and is a predicted model, not a curated record. Gene Ontology annotation, cellular component: cytoplasm. Gene Ontology annotation, biological process: iron-sulfur cluster assembly. Gene Ontology annotation, molecular function: iron-sulfur cluster binding. Lineage: Eukaryota; Metazoa; Arthropoda; Insecta; Hymenoptera; Encyrtidae.
UCAGCAAGCAAAUUUAACAUUGCCAGUUGUACGAUUGUCACGUUGUAAUAGGAUUGCAUGUAAUUACUCACUUACGUACGAGUAGUUGAGUACGCGUGACUUUUUAUUAAAAAAUAGUGGUGCUAAUAAGUUAUAGAUUAGAAAUUUGCUUGGUUGGAUUGGUAUAUAUACUUGAAUCUCUUGCUUUUGACACAAAGACGUUAUGGCUAAUUUUGUGAAAGAAGGCAACAAAGUCAUUGUGCUGUUAGCACCUGGUGAAAACGAAACUGCUUCUAAGAGUUUGAUUGGUGAAGUUGAAAAAAGUGCUGGAAACAGUGGCCAAGUAUUGCUUGUAAGCUCAAGUGAAUUGCAUGAUCGUAAAUUUGAUUCAUCUUCAAUGGAUAUUAUAUUAUCAGGAUAUACAAGCUCUUAUGUUCACAGUGAAGACUUGUUAAAAGAAUCAUUUAGGAUUUUAAAACCAGAAGGAAUCUUAGCAAUGCGUGAAUUGUCUGACAGCAAAGGAGAUUUCAAUAAUCAAAUUCUUAAAGUCAUGCUGCAAGGAUUUUUGCUGCAAGAAAAAGAGCCAAAAGCUGUUGAACCACAAUCCUAUGAAAUCAUUGCAGAAAAACCAGAUUACGAGAUUGGAUCAAGUGUCAAGAUUUCUUUUAAAAAGCCUGCAACGAAUGUUUGGAAAUUAGAUGCUGAUGAAGAGGAAGAUUUAAUAGAUGAAGAUAAUCUUUUGGAUGAAAGUGAUAUUUUAAAACCCCAAGCUGCCUCCUUAAAAGUUUGCAGCACAACAGGCAAACGUAAAGCUUGUAAAGACUGUUCAUGUGGUUUAGCUGAAGAAUUGAAAGGAGAAGCAGCAGUAAAAGAGCAACCAAAGUCAUCCUGUGGCAGUUGCUACCUUGGUGAUGCUUUUCGAUGUGCUAGCUGUCCUUACCUUGGAAUGCCAGCUUUCAAACCAGGAGAAAAAAUUGUCCUUCCUGAUGCUCAACUGUCUGCAGACACGUGAAUAUUCCAGUUUUGCAAAAGUGGGUUACGACAUUAUUUAGUUGAUGUAUAAUUUUUUUAAAAUUAAAAUGUCAGUGUUAAAAUUUUGUGGAAAAUAAGGAUAAAUCAAAACCAUUUGCAUUUAGAAGAUAAAAGCCAUUUUUAUUUAUUAUUUACUUUUUCUUUUAUUAUAUUUACAAUUGUACCUCUACAUUAUUUUCGUUAUGUAAACAGUAAUUCAAUACUACAAAAUGUUUAAUCUACACAGUGAAUUGAAAAAAAAAUUUCAAGUAAAAAUUAUUAUUGAUUGCUGUUUACAUAACAAAUCUCUUAGCAUAGAAACACAUCCCUUUCACCAUAAAACCACUAUCACAACUCUGUGGAUGAGUGUGUGGGAGAGGGCUAUGUUUCAACGCAUCCUUAACUUAUAUUUGAUUUCUAGUUGGUAGGAACCACUAGAAAAAUUUCAUUUAAAACAAUCAUCAUGUAGUUAUUGAAAGAUUAUAGCAGACUUUUUCAAUCUCAAACAUUUUUUUUUUUAAACAUGGUAAUUUGUAAAAUGGCAAAUUUUGUUUUUGUACAGAAUAAAAUGGUUGAAUAAAAAAAAAAAAAUAGCUGCUUUGCUAUAGUUUUGGUCAAUGCUCCUGCAAAUGUGUAGCUGUAUUGGCAUAGAUAACAGUGACAUAAAUUGGAAAUGAAAGAUUCCAUCUGCCCAAAAAACGCAUAUCUCCCGAAUAACGAUUUAUGCUAGCUAUAAACACAUGAAGUCAGUUGUUACAUGAUCUUAUGACUAAAUAAAUUAUAUUUUUACUAGUAUUAACAGCACCUACU